GAGGAGAGGAAGGAUGGUCAUUCGGGUGUUCAUCGCCUCUUCCUCGGGCUCCGUGGCGAUUAAGAAGAGACAGCAAGAUAUCGUACGAUUUCUGGAAGCCAACAAGAUUGAGUUUCAAGAGGUGGAUAUCACCAUGUCAGAAGAGCAGAGGCGCUGGAUGUAUAAGCAUAUUCCUCAAGACAAGCAGCCUGCAGAAGGCAACCCAUUGCCACCCCAGAUUUUUAGUGAUGAUCAAUACUGUGGAGAUUAUGACUCGUUUUUUGAAGCCAAGGAAAGCAACACUGUCUUUACGUUUCUUGGGAUGAAGCCUAGUUUGGCAUCAAAGGAGUCAGAGCCCUAGAAAAGUCCGAGGAUUCAACAAGCACAUUGUUUGGGUGAAUGAAGUCCUUGAUGUUCAGCAUACAACAGCUUCCCUAGUGGAUCACUGUGAUACAAGCCAAUAUGCACCAUCCAUAUUUUGCUUGACACUAAAAAGAUGAAUUGAGAAAGUGGGCACGCG
Messenger RNA from Euleptes europaea (tarantolino), 499 nucleotides. It is a transcript of the gene SH3BGRL2, whose product is annotated as SH3 domain binding glutamate rich protein like 2. Gene Ontology annotation, cellular component: cytoplasm. The record is from RefSeq and is a predicted model, not a curated record. Bases 14 to 340 code for a protein of 108 amino acids. The transcript has 4 exons. NCBI's taxonomy places the organism in Eukaryota, Metazoa, Chordata, Lepidosauria, Squamata, Sphaerodactylidae.